Cryptotermes secundus is the source of this 1092-nucleotide messenger RNA. RefSeq lists its product as uncharacterized. The record is from RefSeq and is a predicted model, not a curated record. NCBI's taxonomy places the organism in Eukaryota, Metazoa, Arthropoda, Insecta, Blattodea, Kalotermitidae. The transcript has 2 exons. The coding region runs from base 1 to 1092 and encodes 363 amino acids.
AUGGAUUCUUCCUUCCCAGAACGCUCACCUCUACAAGUUGAAGACGUGAUGGAACUACUGGACAUCUGCUUAAAAACCACAUACUUCCAGUUUGAAGAUACGUUCUACCAGCAAAAGGAAGGUAUGGCAAUGGGAAACUCACUAUCUCCGGUGGUUGGUAAUAUAUUCAUGGAGCAUUUUGAAGAAAUAGCAAUAGACACAGCUGAAUACAAGCCUGCUAAAUGGCUGAGAUAUGUCGACGACAUGUUUGUGAUAUGGCCAUAUGGACCGGAAGAGCUACAGAAAUUUCUUCAACAUAGUAAUAACAUCAGGCCUACCAUCAAAUUCACUAUGGAAGUUGAAGUUAACAAUGCACUUCCAUUCUUGCAUGUUUUGGUUAUGAAGCAGGGUCCAAAACUGACCACCAAAGUGUACUGGAAGCCUACUCAUACUGGUCGUUAUCUUCACUUCAAGUCCAAUCACCCACACCACGUAAAAAGGGGAGUUGUUCAUAGUUUGGUCAACAGAGCGAAGGUCAUAUGUCAAAACCAGAAGGAUUUUAGUAAAGAAAUCAGAAACAUAAGACAUGAUCUGAUGCUCAGUGAAUAUCCUAAAGAAUUCGUGGACUCUGUAUUGAAGCCAUCGAAAAGAAAUCGUCCCUCUUCAGACACAACAUACCAGGGCACUGUAAUCAUUCCGUAUGUCAAGGGUAUUGCCGAGAAAUUCAGACGCAUCGGGAACCGUUUGCAACUUAGAACAAUCUUCAAAACGAAACAUACACUCCAGGGGACAUUAAUGAAAACUGGACCCAGUAGAGAUGCCCAGAAAACGAAGCAGUGUGUGUAUAGCAUCCCUCGUGACUGCGGCAGAUGUUACAUCGGUGAAACUAGCAGACCCCUAGAAGUACGCAUUAAGGAGCACAAAUAUAACAUGACACAGGGUUUGCUGGAAAAGUCUAAAUUGGCCCAACAUGCAUACAAGGAAGAUCACAAAAUUCACACGACAGUCCGGAAGGAGUGCCCUCAUGAUGAGGAGGAGGAUAUUCUGAUUUUGGAUGUUGAGGAGGAUCUUCUACUAGAAAUGGAUUUACUGUUGAAGAACAUGACUUUGUGA